Molecule: messenger RNA, 1347 nt
Organism: Propithecus coquereli (Coquerel's sifaka)
Lineage: Eukaryota; Metazoa; Chordata; Mammalia; Primates; Indriidae
Gene: HEY2
Product: hes-related family bHLH transcription factor with YRPW motif 2
Exons: 5
Coding region: 198-1211 (337 amino acids)
Biological process (GO): circulatory system development; regulation of transcription by RNA polymerase II; regulation of neurogenesis
Cellular component (GO): nucleus
Molecular function (GO): protein dimerization activity; RNA polymerase II cis-regulatory region sequence-specific DNA binding; DNA-binding transcription factor activity, RNA polymerase II-specific
Source: RefSeq, a predicted model, not a curated record
CCGGCGCCGGCUCUUGCGGCCGAGCAGGGUUGCGGCGUGGGAAAGAGCCGCGAGGAGCAGACCGCGCCGCCGCCGGAGCCGCGCCUGCCAAGGCCUGGGAGGGAGGGAGGGAAGGAGGAGGCCGGCGGGGAGGGUGCUGCGCCCCGCGCGGCGUCCUUGGUUUCGGCCCGGCUGCGCCCCGCGCCGGCUUGGCCGCGAUGAAGCGCCCUUGCGAGGAGACGACCUCCGAGAGCGACAUGGACGAGACCAUCGACGUGGGGAGCGAGAACAAUUACUCGGGGCAAAGUACUAGCUCUGUGAUUAGAUCGAAUUCUCCAACAACAACAUCUCAGAUUAUGGCAAGAAAGAAAAGGAGAGGGAUUAUAGAGAAAAGGCGUCGGGAUCGGAUAAAUAACAGUUUAUCUGAGUUAAGACGACUGGUACCCACUGCUUUUGAAAAACAAGGAUCUGCGAAGUUAGAAAAAGCUGAAAUAUUGCAAAUGACAGUGGAUCAUUUGAAGAUGCUUCAGGCAACAGGGGGUAAAGGCUACUUUGAUGCACAUGCUCUUGCCAUGGACUUCAUGAGCAUUGGAUUCCGAGAGUGCUUAACUGAAGUGGCGAGGUACCUGAGUUCCGUGGAAGGCCUGGACUCCUCCGAUCCACUGAGGGUGCGACUGGUUUCUCAUCUCAGCACGUGUGCUUCCCAGCGGGAGGCGGCGGCAAUGACGUCCUCCAUGGCCCACCACCAUCACCCCCUCCAUCCACAUCACUGGGCGGCGGCCUUCCACCAUCUGCCCGCAGCCUUGCUCCAACCCAAUGGACUCCACACCUCGGAGUCAACCCCUUGUCGCCUCUCCACGACUUCAGAAGUGCCUCCUGCCCAUGGCUCUGCGCUCCUCACGGCCACGUUUGCCCACGCAGAUUCUGCCCUCCGAAUGCCAUCCACGGGCAGUGUUGCCCCUUGCGUGCCACCUCUCUCCACCUCUCUCUUGUCCCUCUCUGCCACCGUCCAUGCUGCAGCCGCAGCAGCCACCGCAGCCGCACACAGCUUCCCUCUGUCCUUCGCAGGAGCGUUCCCCAUGCUCCCCCCCAACGCAGCUGCAGCAGUGGCAGCAGCAACAGCCAUCAGCCCGCCCUUAUCGGUAUCAGCCACGUCCAGUCCUCAGCAGACAAGCGGUGGAACAAACAGUAAACCUUACCGACCCUGGGGGACAGAAGUUGGAGCUUUUUAAAUUUUCCUUGAACUUCUUGCAAUAUUAACUGAAUGCCCUUCAUUUCAGAGUCAGCUUAAAACCUCUGCACCCUGAAGGUAGCCAUACAGAUGCCUACAGAUCCACAAAGGAACAAUAAAGUUAUUUGAGACACAAA